GUGAUCAUUAAAAGUAGCUGUCAAAGACUUCUGAAUCAAAAUACGUCAAAAUUAUUUUCAAAGUUCCAGGAUUCACGUUUUGGUGUUACGCAAAAAGUAAAAAGCCGGCAGUAUUUAACGAGAUAUCGAUACCUUGUUUUAGUUUUUGUAAAAAUUCUCGAAGAUUAAACCAAUCUAAAUGGCCACACAAUUCCUGAACCGAAUCGGUCAACUUGGCUUGGGCGUUGCGAUUGUUGGAGGUGUUGUGAAUUCUGCGUUAUAUAAUGUUGAUGGUGGUCACCGUGCGGUAAUCUUCGAUCGGUUUACCGGUAUUAAACAACAAGUGUCCGGCGAGGGAACUCAUUUCUUUAUUCCGUGGGUUCAACGACCAGUUAUUUUCGACAUUCGUUCACAACCCCGGAAUGUACCGGUCGUGACUGGAAGUAAAGAUCUGCAGAACGUAAACAUCACACUACGUAUCUUGUUCCGACCCGUUCCUGACCAGUUGCCAAAAAUUUACACCAUCCUUGGUCAGGAUUAUGACGAGCGAGUACUGCCCUCGAUCACCACCGAAGUACUGAAGGCGGUCGUAGCGCAGUUCGAUGCCGGCGAGUUGAUUACGCAGCGAGAAAUGGUUUCCCAAAAGGUUUCAGAUGAUCUGACCGAGCGCGCGGCUCAGUUCGGUGUUAUCCUGGACGACAUUUCAAUUACGCAUCUGACUUUCGGUAAAGAAUUCACCCAGGCCGUUGAAAUGAAACAGGUUGCCCAACAGGAAGCAGAGAAAGCUCGUUUCAUGGUUGAAAAGGCCGAACAGAUGAAACAGGCGGCUAUUGUUUCGGCAGAGGGUGAUGCCGAAGCUGCUGCCCUACUGGCAAAAUCCUUCGCUGAUAGCGGCGACGGUUUGGUUGAGCUACGACGAAUCGAAGCCGCCGAAGAUAUUGCCUAUCAACUAAGUAGAGCGCGAGGCGUCGCUUAUCUGCCAGCCGGUCAAACGACGCUGCUCAAUUUGCCCCAAUAAGUCGGACAUCGCAGCAGUACCGGGAGUGGAGCAUUUCUUAUUUGAGUAGUUGUUAGUGGAACUAAGUUUAUACACGUUUAUUAUAGGACUGUCGUUACCGGACCGGAGCUUGGAUUAGUUUGGAAUGAUUCCGUAACGAGAUGUGCGCUUGGUUGUUAUUAUUGCAAGCCCUCUCGGCUUGUAAAGCCAGAGAAAUAAUAAAAAAAACAUGUUCCGGUUGGAAGCUGUUAUGGUUCGCGACAGUCCACUUAAGUAAAUUCGAAAUGAGCAUUUUAUUCUGAUACCGCAAGCUACCAUCUAAUAAUAGAGCAAAAUAAAGAGAAGGGGUUUUGUCGAAACUAAAA
Messenger RNA from Malaya genurostris, 1341 nucleotides. It is a transcript of the gene Phb1, whose product is annotated as protein l(2)37Cc. The transcript has 3 exons. NCBI's taxonomy places the organism in Eukaryota, Metazoa, Arthropoda, Insecta, Diptera, Culicidae. Gene Ontology annotation, biological process: mitochondrion organization. Bases 179 to 997 code for a protein of 272 amino acids. Gene Ontology annotation, cellular component: membrane; mitochondrion. The record is from RefSeq and is a predicted model, not a curated record.